Pieris macdunnoughi is the source of this 1572-nucleotide messenger RNA. NCBI's taxonomy places the organism in Eukaryota, Metazoa, Arthropoda, Insecta, Lepidoptera, Pieridae. The record is from the annotation of a GenBank genome assembly.
AUGAGUAAGGAAGAGGAUUAUUAUUGUCGACUUUGCGCUGAGCCCACUCCAAAAGCCCAGUUAAUAUCGCCUGAUGAAGAUGUUGCAAUUAGUUCAAAGGUGGCCACCAAAUUACUAUGGAUAAACAUUGAUAUAUCUUCAUCCAGCACCCUUCCGAAUACAAUAUGCUUCUCUUGUUUCGAUCUGUUGGAAAGAACAUGGUCGUUUCUACAUAAUACGCGUUCUGCACAGGAAAAACUGCACAGUAUUUUUCAAUCACAACAAGACACAAACAAACAGGAAUCUAACUUAAAAAAUGUGGAAAACACUUGUAAUACCAUUGGUAAACCAGUUGAUCAGAGUUGGGAGAAGUUCCAAGACCUUAAGACAGAAAUAAAAGUCGAACGCGAAGAAUUCACGGAAUAUGUUAAAUCCGAAGAUGACAGUGAUCCUGAUUUUACAGUAGUUCGUGAUUUUAGUAUUCAUAGCGGGAAUACAUCAGACAGUGACGUGCCAUUACUUGUACCAAGAAGGAAAAAACAAAAGCGUAUCUGUAAGAAAGAUUUUAAUAGCUCUAUAAAGAAAGAGCUACCGAUAGAUCCCCUACCUGACACAAUAACUUGGGAUAAGCAGAUGUGUAGAUGUGCAAAAUGUGACGCUCAGUGUGAAAAUAUAGCCUCACUUCAACUACACUCUCAACAAAUACAUAAUCGCUGCUGUGUUUUCAAAUGCCUUGACUGUAAUAAAAUUGUUCAUUCAUUUAAGACCUUUAUAAAACAUGUACGAACACAUAAAGAGUUCCUUAGAUAUUGUUGUGAGUUUUGUAACAGCUUGUUUACUUUAACAUCUGAUUUAAAAAUACACAAAACUAAAGUGCAUGCUGGUAUAUUUGUCAAAAAAUGCAGAAAUUGUGGUUCAGAGUUUGAUACUCCAGAACAAUUACAAGAUCACAAGUUACUCUACAACCAGCGUCAUAAAAGACUGUCAUCUACUCAAGGAGAGCCUGUGUUUGAUCUCAAGUGUAAAGAUUGUAAUAAGGAAUUUAAAUCUCGGAGUAAUUUGCAACAACAUCGUCAAGUACAUAAAGAACGUACCAGGGAUUUCUCAUGUCAUAUUUGUGGUAAAAUGUUUUUCACUAAAGGUACUCUAGGCACUCAUAUGAUGACACAUGAAGAUACAAAACCUUACAAAUGUCCAUACUGUCCACUAGCAUUUAAAGCAAGAGGAAACCUGACGUCUCACAUAAGCUGUCAUUCUGGAGUGAAACCGUUUGUGUGUGAACAAUGUGGUAAAAGUUUUAGAGUUAAGAGGCACCUAAAAUCACACUCAAUUAUUCAUACAGAUCUUAUGCCAUAUGUAUGUGAAUAUUGUGAUAAAACAUUCCGGUUUAAAACACGACUGAACCUGCAUAUACGACAGCACACAGGAGCUAAGCCAUACAAGUGUUUGUACUGUCAGCGUGAUUUCACAAAUGGAUCUAACUUCAAAAAACAUAUGAAAAGAAGACAUGGUAUUGAUACAUCCAAAAAAGCAUAUCAAAAUAUGGAGAUGGAUGAUGCACAGCUUAACAGUGAGAAUGAGAAAGUACUGUAG